This is a messenger RNA of Monopterus albus (swamp eel), 789 nucleotides long. Its product is annotated as claudin-8-like. Gene Ontology annotation, cellular component: bicellular tight junction; membrane. Lineage: Eukaryota; Metazoa; Chordata; Actinopteri; Synbranchiformes; Synbranchidae. Bases 1 to 771 code for a protein of 256 amino acids. The record is from RefSeq and is a predicted model, not a curated record. Gene Ontology annotation, molecular function: structural molecule activity. The transcript has a single exon.
AUGGCCAACUCGUCACUGGAGAUAGCAGGUGCUUUACUGACUGUGAUCGGGCUGAUAGGGGCGGCAGCCAGCACUGGGAUGCCAAUGUGGCGAGUGACAGCCUUCAUUGGGGAAAACAUCAUUGUGUUUGAGACCCGCUAUGAAGGUCUGUGGAUGAACUGCUAUCGGCAGGCCAACAUCAGGAUGCAGUGUAAGGUGUACGACUCUCUCCUGGCCCUAAGUCCUGACCUACAGGCAGCACGGGGGCUCAUGUGCUGCUCUCUGGCACUGGCUGGUAUCGGUCUGAUGAUCAGUUUGGUGGGGAUGCAGUGCAUAUCAUGUAUUGAAAACAACAAUCGAGCUAAGCGAAUGAUCCUCAUCAUUGCAGGAAGCCUGAUCAUAAUGGCUUGCCUCUGCGUCCUUAUCCCUGUGUCGUGGACAGGCCAUGUCAUCAUCAUGGACUUCUACAACCCCUUGCUGAUCGAUGCCCAGCGUAGGGAACUCGGAGAGGCUCUGUACAUUGGCUGGGUGGCCUCUGCUUUCUUGUUCGCUGGAGGAUGCAUGUUUACUUGUUGCAAUUUGCAGUCUGAUGACAAAGGUUCAGAGAGGUACAUUUACUCCAGGCCCUCUGACUACAUGGUCUAUCCUCCACAGCCUCUACAGCCUCAACAGCUGGUAGUAAUUCCCCAGCAACAGCCCCAACCUCAGCCAAUGCUGUCAAGACACCCAUCUGCCAACUACAGCUACCACUCCAGAUACCCCUCUGUACGCAGUGGGGUGGCUUAUCUCUGAUGACUUAAACUGACUGAG